UGAAGGGGUCCAUCAUAGCCACCAGCUGCGAGCUGUGCUGACUACCCAUACUUGCUCCUUGGUUCCUAAUCAUGUCAGGGAAGACAGCUCUGAGGAUCCCCGGCAGCCUGUGGGCAGCAGGCGUGGUGGUGAUGCUGGUGGCGCUGAGCGCCCCAGGGACUGAGGGCAGAGAGUCUCCAAAGAAUUCCGUGUUCCAGGACAAGGCCCUGUGCUACUACACCGACGGGACGCGGCGGGUGCGGCUUGUGUUCAGCUACAUCUACAACCGGGAGGAGUUCGCGCGCUUCGACAGCGACGUGGGGGAGCACAUCGCGGUCGCCGCGUGGGGGCGGCCGAUCGUCGAGUACUUGAACACACAGAAGGACUACCUGGAGCAGAAGCGGGCCGAGGUGGAGACGGUGUGCAGACACAACUACGAGGUGGACGCCGCCUUCACCUGGCAGCGGGCAGUGAAACCUACAGUGACCAUCUCCCUGUCCAGGACAGAGGCUCUAAACCACCACAACCUGCUCGUCUGCUCGGUGACAGAUUUCUACCCCGGCCAGGUCAAAGUUCGGUGGUUCCGGAAUGACCAGGAGGAGACAGCUGGUGUCGUGUCCACCCCCCUCAUUAGGAAUGGGGACUGGACCUUCCAGAUGCUUGUGAUGCUGGAAAUGACCCCCCAGCGUGGAGAUGUCUACACCUGCCAUGUGGAACACCCCAGCCUCCAGAGCCCCAUCACUGUGGACUGGAGGGCACAGUCUGACUCUGCCCAGAGCAAGAUGCUGAGUGGCGUUGGGGGCUUCGUGCUGGGGCUGAUCUUCCUCGGGCUGGGCCUUUUUAUCCAUCACAAGAACCAGAAAGGACCUCAUGGGCCUUCGCCAGCAGGGCUCUUGCACUGACUCCUGAGGAUACUUUGAUGGGGAUUGAUUUUUGCUCUUCUGUAAUGCCUGCCUGUCCUUACCCAGAAUUCUCAGACUCCUUUUAGUCUGUCCCUCUGAGAUUAGAGUCCUACAGGACUCUGACUCAGUCACCAUGUCACCUCCUAUAACUCCUACCCCAAGUUAUACAGCUAUGAUGUUGCUUUUAGCACUGACCCGGGAGCCUGUCUGUGUGCUGCCAGCAGCAUCUCCUCAGUUGCAAGUUUUUCUGUUUCCAGUUCCCCUCCACAGGGAAUACAUUCAAUCCAUUAAUGUGGCUAUAGAGCUUUAAGAUAAUUAAACAUAGU
Molecule: messenger RNA, 1207 nt
Organism: Talpa occidentalis (Iberian mole)
Lineage: Eukaryota; Metazoa; Chordata; Mammalia; Eulipotyphla; Talpidae
Product: boLa class II histocompatibility antigen, DQB*0101 beta chain-like
Exons: 6
Coding region: 72-881 (269 amino acids)
Biological process (GO): immune response; peptide antigen assembly with MHC class II protein complex; antigen processing and presentation of exogenous peptide antigen via MHC class II
Cellular component (GO): MHC class II protein complex; membrane
Molecular function (GO): MHC class II protein complex binding
Source: RefSeq, a predicted model, not a curated record